CAUUGUAUCUCAAUCUCUCCUCAUAAUCCACGCCUCACGUUUUCUAGCUGAAAUUCCGCUGAUUUCGAUCGGUUUCUUCCAUUGAUUGGAAAUGGUUUGUAGGGAGAUUUUUUCAUCAAUUUCCCCUUUUGGCUAAGCGUUUCAUAGUUGAUGAUGUACGAAUUGUUAUCGGUUGAUUGAUUUUGUUCGUAUAAUUGUAUUCGGCCUUGUUAUUUUAAGAACUGAUCUGAUCGGCGUUGUCUGGUAUCAUAAUUUGGUUCAGAACGGAUAUUCACGAUGGUUGUUUGAAUUUUGAAAUAAGUGUAACGUUGUUAUUGUUACAUCGAUCGCUAUUAAUCUAGGUGAAGUUGUAAUUUGUAAAUCUCGAGUGUAGAUUGGAAAUUGUAUAUUUGAUUAAGGAUUCGAGAUUGAUUGAGAUUCGAAGUGAUAACUUGCUCCGAGGAUCAGCUCUUGCACCGGCAGGAAUACGAAGAGGAAAGAAAAGGAAUCGGAUCGGUAGCGAAUGGAUAUGAGAUUGCCAAUGGUGGAUUGCCGAAGCUUGAUUGAAUUUUGCCGAGCUUUCGAACAGCACAAGAAUAUGACGCCAUCGAUCAAUAACAACAGCAACAAUCAGUCUCGGAACAAUAAGAAGUAUAGCGGCCAUUCAAAUUAUAUAAACCCUCUGUAUCAUCCGUUUUGUGAGCGAUCCCCUUUUGCAGCUCUCGAUAUUCUCAUGUUGAUUCUUGUACUAGGAGCACUUGGUUUCUUAAUCGUACCAUACAUCAAUACAAUCUACCAUGGAGCCAUUGAGAUUCUCCCAUUGGUUUUUGAAGUUAUUGGAGAUAUAAUAUCUGAUGCACCAAUUGCAUAUGUUGUUGGUUUGGUCGCUGCUUUCAGUGGAGUCAUCGCUAGUAUUGCAGCUUGGGAAAUCCUUGAAGUAAAAUCAAGGAAAUGUGGAAAACCAGAUUGUAAAGGUCUGCGUAAAGCUAUCGAGUUCGACAUCCAGCUCGAAUCCGAAGAGUGCAUCAAGUAUUCACCAACAGGAGGAACAACAGGUUAUGGUGUGAAGCCAUUGGAGCUCGGAAAAGAUCACCAGGAGCUGGAGGCAGAGUUGAAGAAGAUGGCGCCCCUCAAUGGCCGGACUGUUCUCAUUUUCCGAGCACCAUGUGGAUGUCCAGCUGGGAGAUUGGAGGUAUGGGGGGCUAAGAGAAUUCGUAGAAUCAAAAAAUGAUUUAUCUUAUGCUAGAUUUCUCUUAGAUAGAAUAAUCAUGAGCUGAUGUUCUUACUCAGGACUCCUUUCAUUUACAUACAUAAUAAUGGAUCCUUGCAUCUUCUAGUUAUCAUCAUCUAUCAAGUUUGCUCCUUCUGAUU
This is a messenger RNA of Cynara cardunculus var. scolymus (artichoke), 1350 nucleotides long. RefSeq lists its product as uncharacterized. The coding region runs from base 503 to 1210 and encodes 235 amino acids. NCBI's taxonomy places the organism in Eukaryota, Viridiplantae, Streptophyta, Magnoliopsida, Asterales, Asteraceae. The record is from RefSeq and is a predicted model, not a curated record. The transcript has a single exon.